CGUCCAAUCGUCGUCAAUCAAGAUCCAAUUGUAUUACAACACAAUUCUAUUAUACCUAGAAAAAAAAAACAACAACUGGUGUUGCAUAUUAAAUUAUCAAAAUGAAAAGCGAUUCAAUUUUGGAGAGAAUUCAAUUAAAAUUAAAUGAAUCAGAUCCUUCGAAUAGAACACUCACAAAUAUAUUUAUCUUUCAUUUUAAGGAUGCUGAUGGUAAUUUUAUUAAAAGUGUUGUGUUAGAUUUAAAAAAUCUAAAAGUAUUUGAUGGUUCUAUAGAAAAUCCUGAUGUCGAAAUUAAUGUUUCAGAUGAUGAUUUUUAUUUGGUUGGAACUAAACAAAUUUCUUUUGAUAAUCUUAUUGAAACGGGAAAAGUUCAAGUCAACGGAAAUCAGACAGCAUUUCAAAAAAUGUUAGAGAAAUUUCGAUUAAAUGCUUAACAUAGUAGAUGAAGAAGAAUUCAAUAAAUAUAUUAUAUAAUCAAUUAAAUAUUAUAUAUUUAAAACAUUCUAUAUGUAGAUGAUAUUAUAAAAAAAUAUAUUGUGCAUGUGUAAGUAUAUUUUGUGUAUAUUAUUGUUGUUGUUUUUGUUUAUAUUUUUCAAUUAAAUUCUCAAAAAAAAAUAUUUAUAGUUCUUAUUUUGUUUUACUAGUGCUUUAUUUAGUUUAUUAUUUUAUUAAUGUAUAUACAUACAUAUACAUGUAUGUAUAUAAUAUGUUAUUUUUUCAAUUCUAUAUUUUUACAAAUAUUUGUUUUUUAAUUAUAAUUUUAACAAUAUUUUUUUAAGAAAGAAAUUUUUAUAAAUUGAAAAAAAAAAUAGUAAAUAAAAUUAUAAUAAAAAUUUUAA
Condylostylus longicornis is the source of this 839-nucleotide messenger RNA. RefSeq lists its product as uncharacterized. Bases 102 to 434 code for a protein of 110 amino acids. The record is from RefSeq and is a predicted model, not a curated record. NCBI's taxonomy places the organism in Eukaryota, Metazoa, Arthropoda, Insecta, Diptera, Dolichopodidae. Gene Ontology annotation, cellular component: cytosol. The transcript has 4 exons.